Lutzomyia longipalpis is the source of this 1419-nucleotide messenger RNA. RefSeq names its product ras-related protein Rab-18-B (gene Rab18). Gene Ontology annotation, molecular function: GTPase activity; GTP binding. NCBI's taxonomy places the organism in Eukaryota, Metazoa, Arthropoda, Insecta, Diptera, Psychodidae. The transcript is spliced from 4 exons. The record is from RefSeq and is a predicted model, not a curated record. The coding region runs from base 157 to 771 and encodes 204 amino acids.
GAAGAUUAUCGUGCAUCCAUCGCACAAAGGCAGCUGUUGGAUGACGUCAGUUUUAUUCUGACAAAUAAAUGUUAUAAACAUUGUGAAAAGUACUUCUAAAUUCACGAAAUAAAUAGUUUUUGUGCAUUUCUUUUAUUAAUUAAAAGCACUUUAGCCAUGGGUGAUGAUAUACUUGCAACAUUUAAGAUUCUCAUAAUAGGGGAAAGUGGUGUGGGAAAAUCAAGUUUAUUGUUGCGAUUUGUUGAGGAUAAUUUUGAUGCUGACCAAUCCAUAACGAUAGGCGUUGACUUUAAAACAAAGAUCGUCAAUAUCGAUGGGGUAAAUGUGAAGCUGGCUAUUUGGGAUACAGCUGGACAAGAGAGAUUUCGCACAUUAACACCAAGUUAUUACCGUGACGCCCAAGGUGCCAUCCUUGUCUAUGAUGUCACAAAGAAGAAUACCUUUCAGAAAUUGGAAUUGUGGCUCAAUGAGCUAGAAAUCUAUGGUACUCGCCCCAAUAUGGCUAAGAUGGUGGUUGGGAAUAAAAUAGAUCAACCAAAUCGUGAUUUGAGUCGCGAUGAUGGUUUCAAAUUCGCCAAAAAGCACAGAACGCUAUUUGUUGAGACAUCCGCAAAGACAAGUGAGGGUGUGAGGUCAGCAUUUGAAGAAGUUGUUCGCAAGAUUAUGGAGACGGAUGGGCUGUGGGAGAGGAAUCCAGCAAGUGAUACUGUAAAUCUGAGCAGUGAUGAUAGAUCACAGUCAUUCUGUACGAGCUACUGUUCAUUGCUAUAAGAGUUUCGCAUGCUCAGGAAGUACCACGGAUAACGACAAGUGUGGGGGUGUGUUGACACUUUGUCCCUAUGAAAGGAAAAAGCAUUAAUAUUUCAGCGCAGUAUCACAAAAGUUGGUGUAAUUUUUCAAGGGAAACAUCUUCAUUUAUUUUACCUCCGGUUCUACAUUAUUUAUGCAAUUAACAUGAGAUUCAUUUAUACACGAUGGUGUGUAGUCGAAAGGUAAAAGAGUCAACAAGAUUGUACACACACAUACACCUGCAUAAUUAAUUCAAUAAUAUUAAUUAAUUAUGGUGUCUCCUGGAUGUUGCCUUUCUGCACAAAAGCACCAAAUGCGAAUCACAUUUAUAGAGAGAGAGUAUGGAAAGGAUGUACGAGGUAAUGAGAGAAACGAAGGUGAAUUCUAUUUCCAUAGCAUGGAAUCUUUUACUGAAAAUAGCAAAAAGGGGUCUAUAAAUAUAAAUUGUGUAAAUAAAUUUUAUAUUUGGAAUGUAUAACAAUUUACUCUCAUCAAAAUCACUUUUCUUCAAAUUCUCCUGAAAUGGAUGAUGUUUAAAAUAUUCAGAGAUUUUUGUGGAAAGUUUCAUACCAAUGAUUGAGAGAGAAAAUAUCGAAUAAAAUGUAUAAAAGUAAAAUUUUAUUCAGACCA